CCCCCUCCCCCCCCCCCCUCCCCCCCAGCGAAGUGUUUCCGGAGCAGCAUGAAUCUGAUUGCCACUUGGGCCAUAACGAGGUUGGCAUCUUGUGCUACCAUUCCAGGAGCGGUAGCGAGCAAUUCCAACUCCCCUUCACCAGCAGCAACGACUAUGACGCCUAUAAGAUCGCAACGCUUUGCAGAUAUGGUACUAAUCAGUACGUUCUCUACACCUACGACUCCAUGGCUGACGCUUGGACCCGCACACCCGCUGCCUUUCCACGGCCGCAGGACGCUCCUAGUCCUCCGAAGCAUCUCUGCAACAAGGUCGUCACUAUAGGAGGCACCAUGGGUUGGGUCGAUCUCUGGGACAGCAUGAUCCUCUGCGACGUGCAUGUCCCUGCUCCUUCCGGGGAGGAGGAACCCCCCGGCCCCAGGCUGCUCCGCUACGUACCGCUGCCGGAGCCAAUGCAGCCGGACAACGGCCUCCCUCUCUAUGGCAUGUCUUCCACUUCGUCCUUCUUCCGGGACAUCGCUGUUGUCAAUGGCCGGAUCAAGUUCGUCGACCUUCAGCUCCAUGCCUGCCCGGGCUCGCGCACCCCGAAUGGUUGGACGGCCGUCACAUGGAGCAUGGCGCCUGCUGAUUCGGGUUUCACCAAGGACGGGGAGCUGAAUUCCCGUGAUAUGGUCAACCCCAUGGAGCCUUCCCUGUUUGUUGGUCACCCCACGCUCAGCUCCUGUAAUGACAAUGUUCUCUACCUGAUGGCCAAGACCAGCCUAUAUGACAGUAUGUCACAGGUGAUUACUGUUAACAUGAAGGAGAAGACGGUGGGGCGAACCGCAAAAUACACCACACAACGAGACGCCAGCAUGGCCUUCGCGUACACGCGCACUACCAUCUCUAACUUUCGCGCCCGAGAUUCAAAGGGCAACAAAAAGCGACCAGGGUCGGUGUUGCACGAAUCCUUUCGGAAGAAGCUGCCUGCGAUCAAUCCCAGCGAAGAUCUGCCUACGAUGGGUGAUGAAGGGGAUCCUAUCCAGUUGGAAUAGAUGUUGGGUAAUAUGGUCACCGUUGUCAGGGGAUGUGGAAGGCAAGAAAUUGUAUCACAUUUCUGUUCAUGAGUAUGACCUCAGCAGGCUAUUUGCAAUUCUGUUCAUGAGUAGUAUGUUGGAUAUUAAGACACAAUUAACCCUUUUGAACUCUGUUGGGAUGACUGUUUGGCCAAUCUAUCAUUAUUCAUUCUGCAUCGUAAUGCUA
Triticum urartu is the source of this 1239-nucleotide messenger RNA. RefSeq lists its product as uncharacterized. The record is from RefSeq and is a predicted model, not a curated record. NCBI's taxonomy places the organism in Eukaryota, Viridiplantae, Streptophyta, Magnoliopsida, Poales, Poaceae.